AUGUAUGCGUUUGUGACGGAGUGUCUGGUUCAAGGAAGUGAUCUGAAGUUUUUCAUGACCACGGCGUCACGUGACGUGAUCUCAGAAUACUGCCGGUCCUGGGGUUAUGAGAGGAGUGAGGGAGAGAGAUGUCUGUAUAUACCGGAGAGACCGGAUGGGAUGUACGACCUCUUCAUAGAGAAACUACAGCUGGAUAUCAUCAUACAUUGUACUAUGUCUGAUAAGAAUAUCCAUAAUCAGAUCAAAAGUUAUUUAAAAAUACCCGAAGAGGUAAUGAAAUGGGACAUAGAUGCAAGGAAAAGGUUUGUCGAAAUUUCCAAGCAAGGAAGUAAGAACAUGUGCAGAGCUAGAGGUAUGAUUGUGGGCUGUGCAGGCGCAGGUAAAACAACUCUUCUUAGACAGCUUCAAAGAACACAAAAAAGCGACUGUCCAAGUUCAACUGAGACAACCAUUGGUCUUGAAAUCCACGAAGAUCUGUUUGAAGUAAAAGAUGACACCUUAAUAGACUUGAAUUCCAAAACGGAAAACAAGGAAGAUGGAAGUCAAGACAAACAGAUCAUAAGCAUGACGGACUUCGCUGGUCAAGUAGCGUAUUACGCCUGUCAUCAGAUUUACCUCUCAAGAAGAGCGUUUUAUCUGGUUGUUAUGGACAUGUCUAAAAGACUUGAUGAAGUAGUUCACACACAAGAUACUGAUCGACACUACCCAAAAGGAUCUUUAUUUCAUGGCUGGGCUUACAAAGAUUAUUUCUUGUUCUGGCUGCGAUCAAUAAAAACGUAUUGUGAGGACAGAAACAGACAGGAAGCUAUAAACAGUCCAGUUAUCAUUAUUGCCUCUCAUCAUGACUGUGUAAAAGAGAAACAACAGAUAGACAGUGCUAAUUCAUUUUAUAACAAAUUCGAGAAGUGCUUACCAGAAGAACAAACAUUGAAAGGUCUUAUUUCGAAAACACGUUACUAUGAAGUAGAAUGUCCUGAGAAAAUAAAUUUAAAUGAACAUCAAGCAGAAAUGAUAGAAAAUGUCAGAAAAUGUAUUGUUCGUACUGCACAAAACCUAUCUCACUGGGGUGAAAAAAUACCAAUAAAAUGGACAAUGUUUGAGCACUUACUAAGAGAGAACAAGAGGAAGACGAUGAAAAUCCUAAGCAGAAACGAACUACAUAGAAAGAAGGAAUUCAAAUCUUUAGACGAAUUUGAGAUAUCUGACAUGCUUAGAUAUUUUAAAGAGAUAGGUCUUAUUAUUUAUUUUGCAGAAGAAGGUCUAAAGGAAAAUAUUAUCAUAGACGUUCAGUGGUUUGUAGAUGCAUUUAAAAAUAUCAUAACUGAUCCGACUCAUGUUGAACCCUUUUGCGAAAGGGUCAAGGAAUGGGAGAUCUUCAUGAAAACUGGCAGGAUUUCUGAUCAAACACUUGUAAAAAUAUGGGGCGAAAAUUCUUUCUAUGUUAGUACGAAAGACAUAAUUAUACCCUAUAUGGAAAAACUUGGCAUUCUUGCUAUAGUCCGAAAAGAAGAGGAUGCUAGAAAGAAGCUUGGAGCAAUGAAAAUGAGACCUGUUUACUACAUUCCUAGCAUCAAUAAAACCGACUAUACGAAAAAAUGCAGGGAGAUUACUGUACAUGUCAACAAAACUCCGGUUUUAGCAUUUUCUUUCAAAACGUACAUCCCACAUUUCUUUUUCUUCAGACUUGUAGCUUUGUGCUUCUCUGUGUGGGAUCCAUUACGUGAAGACCUACUCUGCAAAAACGUUGCAUUUUACAAAGAUAAAGGUGGUGACCGAAACAUUGCUAUCGGAGUAAACAAAACGUCUAUUCAGUUGCAAGUGUUUACCCCGGAUAAAACAAUCCAGCUUACACAUGACAAAACUAAAGAAAUCAGGGCAACCAUCGAAAAAAUGAUAAAUGAAAUAACAUGCACAUUCCAUCACCACGUCCUCUAUGAAGUUGGAUACCCGUGUAAAGAUAUCGAUAUCACUGAUGAAGAUGAAGAUUGCUUCUUAAGUGAGAGAGAAGUUGCACAACUGUCAACCAACAAAAGAAUUUGCCCAAACAAUUUGUCCCGCAAAAAUCAUGAGAAUCACGAAAUAGUUCGUGAUGAUCUGUUGUAUUAUUGGUACACAGUAAGUAAUUUACACAAUAAAGUUAAAAAAAAAAUUUCGAAAUUUUAA
Molecule: messenger RNA, 2163 nt
Organism: Saccostrea cuccullata (small rock oyster)
Lineage: Eukaryota; Metazoa; Mollusca; Bivalvia; Ostreida; Ostreidae
Exons: 5
Coding region: 1-2163 (720 amino acids)
Source: RefSeq, a predicted model, not a curated record